Temnothorax curvispinosus is the source of this 921-nucleotide messenger RNA. RefSeq lists its product as uncharacterized. The transcript has 7 exons. Gene Ontology annotation, molecular function: odorant binding; olfactory receptor activity. Bases 1 to 921 code for a protein of 306 amino acids. NCBI's taxonomy places the organism in Eukaryota, Metazoa, Arthropoda, Insecta, Hymenoptera, Formicidae. Gene Ontology annotation, biological process: detection of chemical stimulus involved in sensory perception of smell; sensory perception of smell. The record is from RefSeq and is a predicted model, not a curated record. Gene Ontology annotation, cellular component: plasma membrane.
AUGGACGAGCGACAGAACAUUUGGCAAAGUCGCUUUUAUACAGUUCCUAAAGCGUAUAUGAGCUUGAUAGGGAUAUGGCCCUAUCAUGCAUUUCGCGACAGAUGUAUGCUCUUUGUGCCGAUGUUUACGUUCUCCAUCACCAUCCUUAUACCCCAACUAUUAUAUCUUCUAAUCGCCGCGACAGAUAUCGACGAUGUGUUCUCAUGCACUCCGUCGAUGUGGAUUACCAUAAUAUUCAGCUUCAAAUUAGGGUGGUUGAUGAUAAAUAAUAGGAAAUUGAAGACUUGUCUCAGAACGAUGGAGGACGAUUGGUUGUCGUUGAAUACAGAUGUUGAAAGGGCCAUUCUACGGCGACACACCACAUAUGGGUGGUACAUCACGCUAACGUACGGAAUCUUCAUGCAGUCCGUGGGAAUCCUCCUCAUAACGAAAUCGCUCAUGGUGAUGUUGCUGGAGGAUACUUCGGACGCGACGGUGUCUUCCCUAGUGGCAGAAGCUAAGCUACCCCUCCGCGUGGAAUACGGGAAAACAUUAGACCAGUACUUGUAUCCCAUGGCGAUGCAUUGUUAUCUAGCAGUAUUCUCCCACAUCAGCAUCACGAUCGCAGUUGACUCCUGCUAUAUCGCUUUGAUUCGGCACGCGUGCGGGAUGUUCGCAAUUGUUGGACACACGCUGGAACACAUUGGCAAGGACAGCAACAGCAAUUUCAAUCUGAAACCCGACAAGGUAAAAGAUGACAAUUACAACAGAGCUUUGGGCUGCCUGCGCAGGCAUCUGCAUGUGAUACAAUUCGCGGAACUGAUCGAAUCUACGUUCACAAAUAUAUUCCUGGUCAGUGUUUGCCUGAACAUGAUUGGCGGCAGUAUGAUCGGCAUACAGGAAUCUGUUAAUAGUUAUUGUGUAACAAGUGCGGGAAGUUGA